GGAAACGAUCGGAUUCGAAGAUUCAAAAGAAAAAAGAUGAAGGUCCUCAUCGUUCAGUGGAUUAUCAUGAAUUGUGAUAAAGAGACUUUUAUAGGUAUGAGAUGGGAAAACAGGGCCAAAGGAAUUUUCUGGCUUUAUUGGAAACAUCAAAGUUCGAGAAGUUGUAGAGAAAUUUCUGCUGAAGCUGCAGCGUUAUAUGAAUAUUACAGGGCAUGGGCCAGGCAUAAAAAUAGAAUAGAUGGAAAGAAAAAACCUCGUGAUUUGAAAGCUGCAUUCAGGAAUGCUCUUGAAAAGAAACAAGAAUUGGAAAGGUUGACUGCAUUGGAUACAAAAGAGAGAAUCUAUUGGAGAAUUAAGAAUUUUCCAUACGAUCAAAAGGAAACUUGUGCAUCAUCGCCACCAUCAUCUAAGUUUCAGAAACCAAAAGGUCGCAGAGGCAGAAAACCAUCGAAAAAUUUGUCUCAAAAUAGCUCAGAAUUUCCCAUAAAUUUUGGUGCUUCUACAUCUACUGCAAGCGACGAUGUAACUUCUGGCAGGAAAAAAUCAAGAAAAGUACCCAUAAAGGGAACUCGGAAAGUGUCUUGUAAAUCUAAAAGAUCUUUUGCUGAUGAACAAUUUGUAUCUUCUUCAUGUGAUCCAACAGUGAAUGGAUUUUCCAUUGGGCAAGAAGAGGCAAAAAAUCAGCCCCCAUUACCACCCUUUCAAUUCAUUAGAAGAAAUGAACACGAUACUGGUUCUUGGGAAAAUUCUGUAGAGAACACAAAUUCCACCUUCUCACCGCAACCACCACAAUUCUCUCAAACAUCAUAUGACAAAUCAAAAGCCGAUGAUGUUUGGACUCCUCAAAUGUUAACACAGUUCACGCCUCCACGACUUUCCUCAGAUCUGAUGGAAGUAUCAUCUACCGAAUUCAUGGAUUUACUCGUUCCGAGCCAGAGGAUCGACUACUCGUUUCAACCAACUCCCCCGCAGGAGACCACAGACAUCCUCUUUGACAACAUUACAGAUGCAGAUCUCAUGACCUUAGGAAAGAUAAUUAACGGAGGAGAAUCUUCGAUACUCAAGUAUUCUUUUCCUUUCCAGCCGGAAGAAGUCCCCACCAGUCCUCACCUGACGAACAUGCACACGCAACGAGCCCCAGCGACAUCAUUACAUUGCUGUCCGUCGGACUUCGUAUCGAUGACGAACAUUUCGAUUAUCCAGAAUAAUGACUGUGUUCUGAACUCAUCUGUAGCACCGGUAAAUGCAUUUUGUUUUGAUCAAAACCAAGGUUCUUAUGACCAAAUUGUCCCACCUUAUUGUGAAGCAUUUCAAACUAGUUCACAGUCGAUAGAUACAUCUGAUACAUUUGUCAAUGACUGCUUACUUUACUCCCCACAAUCCAUGGACAAUCACGGGAAAAUUCCCAAAGAAAUGUGCCACCAACAAGCAGACACUGAGUGCCACUCCGUUGAAAUGUGUAGGUACAGUGAUCAGACAAGUCAUGAUGACUCAGGCAUUAGUGACAUGGAGGAUUUUUUGGACUGCGCAAAUAAAUUGUUAGACGAUAUUGAAUUUCAAUAUGAUGUACAAAGGCAUCAAAUGUGUUAGCAGUUUUAAAGUCUAUAUAUUAUUGUAAAAUAUCAGAACAUUUUGUAUAUAUAUAUAUAUAUAAGAAAUUUUCAUCUUAAAAAUAUAAUUUAAAUUUAUUUUUCAUUGCUAUGAAUUGUCAACAUAAAUUUUUCAUACACUGUGGAAUUCAAUGAGAACCAAAAAUCUUUUCAUAUUUCUAUUUGUCAUGUUAUUUUUAUAUUAAGUUAUUAAAUAAUUAUUUAAAAUUGUUUUAUGUAUUAAUUUUUUUUUCUCAUUGAAAUUAGCUUGUGUCUCUCACCAUGUUAAUUCAAUACAACAGCAAAAGUUAAAAUUUUUUUAAUUGAAUAUUUUUUCAUCGAAGUCUUCAUUGUCAUUACUACUUUAACUAUUAAGAAAUAUAUAUCUGAUUUUAUUUUCUACUUGUUAAAUUUAAUUUCCGCUGGCGGAAAUGAUUUAUCUUUAGAUCUUUUUUUAUCUUUUUAUUGUGCUUCCUGC
This is a messenger RNA of Argiope bruennichi, 2067 nucleotides long. RefSeq lists its product as uncharacterized. Gene Ontology annotation, molecular function: transcription cis-regulatory region binding. Lineage: Eukaryota; Metazoa; Arthropoda; Arachnida; Araneae; Araneidae. The transcript has 11 exons. Bases 37 to 1590 code for a protein of 517 amino acids. The record is from RefSeq and is a predicted model, not a curated record.